Molecule: messenger RNA, 957 nt
Organism: Strongyloides ratti
Lineage: Eukaryota; Metazoa; Nematoda; Chromadorea; Rhabditida; Strongyloididae
Product: Geranylgeranyl transferase type-2 subunit alpha
Exons: 3
Coding region: 1-957 (318 amino acids)
Biological process (GO): protein geranylgeranylation
Cellular component (GO): cytoplasm; Rab-protein geranylgeranyltransferase complex
Molecular function (GO): Rab geranylgeranyltransferase activity
Source: RefSeq, a predicted model, not a curated record
AUGCAUUUUAUCAAAAAAGUACCGACUACAGAAGAACAACGUACAAUUCAAGAAAAAGAAAAAACACUUAAAGCAGCUGCUUAUAAAAAGUUGUGUGAUGAUAUCAAUAUUAAAUUAAAAAAUGAUAUGUAUGAUGAAGAAUUAAUGGAUUUAUCAGCUAAAGUAUUGGAGAAAAAUCCUGAUGUUUAUACUUUAUGGAAUGCAAGAAAAAAGUAUUUGGAGAAAAAGAUUAGUGAAAAUAACAGUGAUAUUGUUAAUGAUGAGUUAUUAAAUGGUGAAUUAAACCUUGCAUUAACUAGUUUAACUAACAAUCCAAAAUCAUACUCAGCAUGGUUUCAUCGAUUUUGGGCGUUUAAAAAAUUAGCAAAACCCAAUGUUAAUAAUGAGUUGGAAAUGUGCUCUGUAGCACUUCAACUAGACUGCAGAAAUUUUCACUGUUGGGAUCAUAGACGCUCUGUUGCGGAGUUUGCUAAGUUAACACCUACUGAAGAAUUACAAUUUGUUGAUAAUUUAAUUGAUAAAAAUAUAAGUAAUUAUUCAGCUUGGCAUUAUAGGGCUACUUUACUCGAACGUAUACAUUGUGAUUUCUCAGAAAAUAUAAAAAAAGUAAACAUAUCUGAAGAAGUUUUAUUAAAAGAGUUUGAUUUAGUUUCCAAUGCAUAUUAUACAGAUUCAGAAGAUCAAGCUUGUUGGUUUUAUGUUAAAUGGUUAAUUGAUGCUUCAUUAAAAAAUAUGACUUCAAAAAUUAGUGAACAAAUAAAUACCGUACUUCAACACAUAAAAGAGUUAUCUGAAUUAGAGCCAAAUAAUAUAUACUUAUUAUCAACAAAUGUAUACAUUCUUGAAAGAAUUUCAAAGAACAAAAAUGAAAUUGUUUCAUUUUAUAAGAAAUUAUCUGAUAUAGAUAAAUUACGAAGAAGAAUGUAUCUUGAAAAAAUGGAAAAAUAUUUAAAAUAA